AUACCUAAAGGUGGCAAUAAUGCAACAGCGUGGACGCAGACUGCCGUAAAUCCUCAGAGACGUUUACCCAACAUGCAGCUCGGCUCGAUAAGAUGAAGCAAGAUGGCGACUAAAACAAGCAAAGAAAGUCCUCCUCCUUUUGAUUGUCCAUCAUGGGCAGGCAAGCCGCCGGCGGGGCUCCAUCUAGACGUGAUGAAGGGAGACAAACUGAUAGAGAAACUCAUCAUAGAUGAGAAGAAGUACUACCUGUUUGGGAGGAACCCCGACUGGUGCGACUUCACCAUCGACCAUCAGUCAUGCUCACGUGUUCAUGCUGCCCUGGUCUACCACAAGCACCUGAAAAGGGUGUUUCUCAUAGACCUCAACAGCACACAUGGUACUUUCCUUGGACACAUUCGUCUGGAGGCACACAAACCUCAGCAGGUUCCCAUAGACUCUACAAUAUCUUUUGGGGCCUCAACGCGGACCUACACCAUCAGAGAGAAACCCCAAACCCAAGGCACCGCUGGUACAGGAGACAGCAAAACGGGAGAGGAUGAGGAGCUAAAAGGACUGCUUGGACUUCCUGAGGAAGAGACGGAGCUGGAGAACCUGACAGAGUUCAACACGGCUCACAACAAGCGCAUCUCUCUACUGACGAUUGAGGAGGGCAACCUGGAAAUCCAGAGGCCUAAGAGGAAACGGAGGAACUCCAGGGUCACCUUCAGUGAGGAGGACGCCAUCAUUAACCCAGAGGAUAUAGACCCCUCUGUGGGACGCUUUAGAAAUCUGGUGCAGACUGCUGUUAUUCCCAUCAAGAAACGUAGAUCAGAAAGUCAGAACACCCUGGGUUUUGAUGACCUGGCUUCAAAACGCAUUCAUGGCUACAGCUUGAGCGCUGGUCUCUAUGGGGACUUGCCUCCCACCAGUCAUGAGAACCAGCCAACAGGGGCCCCAGGAGGUGCUGCUAUGCAGGGAGGACUUCCUCUACCCUUUCCCAAUCCAGCACCAGAGGUGGACCUUGCCCCAGAGGCUCCCCAGCCCCCUGUCACUCUCAACCCCACCCCUGUCACAGCCCCUUACCUACCAGAGACCCACAACGAGCCACGCAAAAAGAAGUAUGCCAAAGAAGCUUGGCCAGGCAAGAAACCCACCCCAUCACUACUCAUCUAAUCAGUUUCUUAAAGCUGCUGACUCUCAGGUUACUAGCGGAUACAUCAGGGACUGUGACCUGGCAGAGUUUGAGUCAUUCACUUUGCAGUUUUCUCCAGAUUUGUUCUGUUACUCAUUGUCACCUCGAAAAGGCACACGAAGUUCCUUGUGGUCUGUCACAAGCUGUCAUCGAGAUUACAUGUACAACAGCUGAGCGGUCGGCCAGAAAACAGAACAGAUGUCUCGAUUGCAAACAAAAUUAAUUUAAAAGACUCUGCAGUGAGCGUUUGAUCCUCGGAUUGGCAGUCAGUCAUAUGUUUGUCUCUGAGUGACAGGCUACAUGGAUGUUUUUGAUGUGGUGGAUGUAAAGUUAGAUUUUUUUUUUCUACUUAACACGUUUGAACUUUUUUUUUCACUCCUUUUGUAUUUUGAUAAUGAUGUUAAACAAAAGGGCAAAACAAGGACUUUUAUAUAAGAAAUUUUACUGUGAGAAGUCAGAAAAGUCAGGAUCCACACAUGAAGUCAGUUUCUAUCAUAACCACAGAUUUGCUUUUUAUGUUAAGUUAGUAACAGAAUAUAACAUAAUUGGAAACACAGUAACAAAUGCCAACUUUGCUGCAAAAGAAAAAACUAGUAAAGGUUUGGAUUUAGUGUUUUAAUAUUCAAGGAGCAUGUUAACAUCUGUCACAUUCAGCAGAGAACAAAGACGUUUAUACAGUAUACUUAUAUUUUCUUUGCCUUGAACUGACUUGAGACAUAGGAACUGUGUGUUUGCGUAGCAGCAUAAAGAUGUGACUGGCCGCCAUGAACUGGUGAACAGCUAACAGGUUUACACAGAGUGAAGUCUGGGUUCGACAUCAAGGACCGACGGGGUGUUUCACAUUUGCAAACUGUACUGGUGACUUCUUGUCUUUGUGGAUGUGUGGAUUUUGUAAUCAUAUGACUGUAAAUAAAAAAACGAAUUACUUUUGA
Scatophagus argus is the source of this 2103-nucleotide messenger RNA. It is a transcript of the gene ppp1r8b, whose product is annotated as protein phosphatase 1, regulatory subunit 8b. NCBI's taxonomy places the organism in Eukaryota, Metazoa, Chordata, Actinopteri, Scatophagidae. The record is from RefSeq and is a predicted model, not a curated record. Gene Ontology annotation, molecular function: protein binding; protein serine/threonine phosphatase inhibitor activity; mRNA binding. The coding region runs from base 103 to 1152 and encodes 349 amino acids. Gene Ontology annotation, cellular component: nuclear speck. The transcript has 7 exons.